AUGGAUGGCGCCUCGUACUAUACUAGCUCUGUAUCAGUACGCCCCGUCCAUUAUGAGGAACUCGUCAACCGUGGGUGGAGACGAUCAGGGACGCUUUACUACAAGCAGAAUCUGCAGAGAUCAUGUUGUCCGCACUAUACGAUGAGGCUUGAGGCAACAGCCUUCAAGUCGAGGAAGGACCAACGCAAAGCAAUCAAUCGCUGGAAUAAGUUCGUCUUGGGACCGGAAUACAUCCGAAGGGCAGCUUACCUGUGCCCUAAAACCCGGGAAGAAAAGAGGCACCGAAAAUGUAAUUUCGACCUGCUCACCGCCGUUCACGAAGCUGAAUACAGCAAUGUGAAGAAGCCCAUUGAUCCCAAGACCAAGAAAUACUUAGAGCCUGCUCAUCGAUUUGAGGUCAACAUAGAAGGGGACUCUGUAUCUCAGGCAAAAUACGAGCUUUUCCUCAAAUACCAGACCAAAGUCCACAAGGAAGACGUCUCCACGUGGCAGCAGAAGGACUUCAAACGGUUCCUCUGUUCGGGCCUGAAGCGCUCCCCAGCUGAUCCCAAGUCUACUGAGAAGAAACUAGGGUCAUGGCACCAGUGCUACCGCCUGGAUGGGAAGCUCAUAGCCGUUGCGGUCUUGGACUUGAUGCCGAGUGGUGUGAGCUCUGUAUACAUCUUUUAUGAUCCCGACUACGAACAAUGGGAGUUCGGAAAACUCAGCGCCCUAAGGGAGAUUGCCCUCUCUAUUGAAGAUAGUUACCAGUAUUACUACAUGGGCUAUUAUAUCCACUCAUGCCAGAAAAUGCGGUACAAGGGAUCUUUCAGGCCGCAGUAUAUCCUCGACCCCGAAAGUCACACAUGGGAUCCCCUUGACGGCGAACUGGCAAAGAAGCUAGACAAACGUCCUUAUGUAUCACUCUCACGUGACCGCUGUCGUCCCGCUGAAAGCACAUCAGAUUCCACCGGGGCAGAGGCCGACGCCGAAAUCAACGAUGAUGAAAUGUCGCUCUUCGACCUGUGCAUGCCCGGUGUCCUGUCUCUGAAAGAAGUAGAGGCUUUGGAUCUGGACCACUGGUUGCUCCUCGUCCAUGGUAGUUUUGUGCACAUGAUUGAUCUCGUUGGGUGGGAGACGAUGCCUAUGGAUAAUCCCCAAUCUGUUAAAGGGAUCAUUGCUGAGCUUGCCGCGGUGUUGGGUCCCGAAAUCGUCAAGCAGAGUGCCGUCGUACUAUUCGACUAA
Messenger RNA from Aspergillus bombycis, 1224 nucleotides. Its product is annotated as arginyltransferase. Gene Ontology annotation, cellular component: cytoplasm. Gene Ontology annotation, molecular function: arginyl-tRNA--protein transferase activity. Gene Ontology annotation, biological process: protein arginylation. The record is from RefSeq and is a predicted model, not a curated record. Bases 1 to 1224 code for a protein of 407 amino acids. Lineage: Eukaryota; Fungi; Ascomycota; Eurotiomycetes; Eurotiales; Aspergillaceae. The transcript is spliced from 10 exons.